AAGUUCUUUCUCUCUUUGUGUCCGGACAACCUCAGUUAUUCUAUCACAUCUGUCAGCCUAUCUAAGUGUCGCACCAAGUAUUGAUUAGCUCUCUCCUAAACGACCGUUUUUUCUCCGCCCCGUUCAUCUGACCUUGCAAUUCACCUUCCAACGGCUUCCCUCUAAACCUAUCCAGGCUAAAGCUCCCCCCCUACGAACCUUAGUGGCGCCCAGUCUUCAUAUACCCACCCAACCAACUCCACAUUGUUACCAAUACGGGUCAGCUCACCCACCCUCAUCUUCAGAGAAGACUUCUUAUCGCUAUCGUUCCAUCUUAUAUCAAACGAUAGCAGUCAACACAAGCUGGUUGAACUUGACAAAAACAUUGCUUUGUGGUGUGAGCAUCUUAUCAAGUAACAUCUCCCACGUGGAGGAAUUGCAAGACCCAAAUAGCACUAGUCCAGAGCUCUCUAAGCUGCUUCUUUUGUCCACACAAAAAAAGUCAAUUGUUCAUCCAAUUGCAAACCUCACACCAAAGAUGACCACCGAGUUUCUUUCCUCUUCUCAAGUCAAUGACUUUGACUAUGUCGUCGUGGGUGGCGGUACAGCAGGAUGUGUAAUCGCCAGUCGGCUUUCGGAAUACCUUCCUCACAAGAAGAUUCUUAUGAUCGAAGCAGGCCCAAGCGACUUCAACGACGACCGCGUGCUCAAGCUAAAAGAAUGGUUAUCACUGCUGGGGGGUGAGCUCGACUAUGACUAUGGAACUACAGAACAGCCCAAUGGUAACUAAUUUACAAUCCGCAAUCUCAUGAUCCGAGUAUCUCAAAACUAACUCAUCUCCAGGAAACUCGCAUAUUAGACAUUCUCGCGCCAAAGUCUUAGGAGGUUGUUCCUCUCACAACACCCUGAUCUCUUUCCGGCCUUUCGAAUACGAUUGCCAGGUAUGGGAAUCUUUGGGGUGCAGAGGUUGGUCCUUUAAGACCAUGACCCGACUCAUCGAUAACCUACGGAACCAAAUUCAACCAGUCCACCACCGACAUCGAAACCAAAUCUGUAAAGAUUGGAUCAAAGCCUCUAGCACCGCUAUGAAAAUUCCCAUCAUUCCCGACUUCAACCUAGAGAUCCGUGAAAAGGGAGCUCUAGAAGAAGGUGUAGGCUUCUUCUCCGUAUCCUACAACCCAGAUGAUGGACGACGAAGUUCCGCAUCAGUAGCUUAUAUCCACCCUAUCCUCCGUGGUGCUGAGAACAGACCGAAUCUCACCAUUCUCACCGGGGCCUGGGUCUCCAAAAUCAAUCUUUCUGGAAAGAAAGUUACAGGAGUCAACCUCGCUCUGAAAUCUGGUAGUAGACUCACGAUUUCCCCCAAAGCAGAAACCAUCAUCUGCGCGGGCGCAGUUGACACUCCCCGUCUCCUUCUCCACUCUGGAAUUGGUCCCAGAGAACAACUCACCUCACUCGGUCUCAAAUCCCUCCACCAUCUCCCAGGAGUUGGAGAGAACCUCAUCGAUCACCCAGAAUCCAUCAUCAUGUGGGAACUCAACGCCCCCGUCCCACCACAAACCACCAUGGACUCCGACGCAGGAAUCUUCCUCCGCCGCGAAGCACCCAACGCAGCAGUCACCAACACCGAUCCCGUAAUCAAUCCCGCUCAUCUCCCCGACGGAAGGAUAGCAGACAUCAUGAUGCACUGCUACCAAAUCCCCUUCUGUCUCAACACCGCCCGUCUGGGCUACGACGUCCCCCUCAACGCCUUCUGCAUGACCCCCAACAUCCCCCGUCCCCGAAGCAGAGGAAGAAUCUACCUCACCUCCCCCGACCCCGCCGUCAAGCCAGCCCUGGACUUCCGCUACUUCACCGACCCCGAAGGCUACGACGCCGCCACCCUCGUAGCAGGCAUGAAAGCAGCCCGCAAAAUCGCCCAAGAAGCCCCCUUCUCGCAAUGGCUGAAGCGCGAAGUCGCACCUGGGCCCAAGAUACAAACCGACGAGGAACUCUCCGCGUAUGCGCGAUCCGUAGCCCAUACCGUGUACCAUCCCGCCGGGACGACGAAGAUGGGUGCGGAUUCGGAUGAGAUGGCGGUGGUGGAUGCGAAGCUGAAUAUCCGCGGUCUCAGUGGUGUGAGGAUUGCGGAUGCGGGCGUGUUCCCAACGAUGACGAGUAUCAACCCCAUGUUGACGGUUCUGGCCAUUGGGGAGAGGGCCGCGGAGUUGAUUGCGGAGAGUGCGGGGUGGAGGGGGAAUGUGGAGGGGAGGGCUUUGUUGUAGAUGUAUUUGAUGUCAUUGGAUAUUGUUUUAUUUUUUGGAAGUCCUCCACAGGAUGAUUUCGGGGAAGUACUGUAAUGACUUUAGUUGGGAUAGAGAAGAGAGAAGUGAUUGGCGCUUGGAAGGGAGCUGGAAUGGGGUUUACGAAUCCCGAACCCUCCUUUCUCCAAGAUUUGUUCAUACGAUAGAAUGGUAUAGAUGAGAAACAUGUCCUCUUUCAGAU
Hymenoscyphus albidus is the source of this 2463-nucleotide messenger RNA. NCBI's taxonomy places the organism in Eukaryota, Fungi, Ascomycota, Leotiomycetes, Helotiales, Helotiaceae. The record is from the annotation of a GenBank genome assembly.